AUGAAUACCCCCCUCUUUCCAGCGAGAAUUUCGAGCCUCUAUCUUCACACCUGUCCCACUCCCUGUAUUUUAUAUCUUCAACUUUUAGAGCUUCAAAGACACAACAACCAUAGCGACAGCGAAAAAGAUUUCGCUCCCAGUAAUAUCUUGAACUUUUUGUUCAAUUUAACUCCAAUCCGACGCGGUUCUAAUCGUAGACAAAGAUACAAAGCUACCGCUCAGCUCGCUGCUACUACCGAGAAUGCUCUAAAAAUCACCAACCCUUCAGCCAUCGAUGCAUCUACAAACACCACCAACCCCUCUACAGACACUACCGAUGCUUUCAAUCCCUCUCCUCAACUUAUUGCUGCUCUCGAUGCUGCCAAUAAUUCCACUCAACUUGCUGCUGCUGCUGCUGCCAAUGUCACCGACCUGUUAACAAAAGCUGCCGAUAUCUCGACAGAUUCUAAUGCUGAUCAAGAAAUGGAGGUGGAAAGUCACUGGCAUGAAGGAGAAGAGAUGACUUAUUGA
Molecule: messenger RNA, 510 nt
Organism: Botrytis byssoidea
Lineage: Eukaryota; Fungi; Ascomycota; Leotiomycetes; Helotiales; Sclerotiniaceae
Exons: 3
Coding region: 1-510 (169 amino acids)
Source: RefSeq, a predicted model, not a curated record